AUGGGUGUGGUUGAGGAAGCCAUGACUUCGCUCAUUGUCGCCUUCCACGAGUAUGCUGGCAAGGAGGGCGACAAAGACUCUAUGAACAAAAGAGAGGUGAAGGAGAUGCUCACCAAGGAAUUUGGGUUGAAGCUGGAAAAAGCAAAGGACCAGACGGCCAUUGACCGCAUCUUCAAGGAUCUGGAUGUCAACAGUGACAACAAAGUGGACUUCCAGGAGUUUAUGAUCCUGGUGACUGGCCUCACUGUGUUGUUGCAUGAGUGCCAGGAAGAGCACUAA
This is a messenger RNA of Nerophis lumbriciformis (worm pipefish), 279 nucleotides long. NCBI's taxonomy places the organism in Eukaryota, Metazoa, Chordata, Actinopteri, Syngnathiformes, Syngnathidae. The record is from RefSeq and is a predicted model, not a curated record.